This is a messenger RNA of Suillus paluster, 198 nucleotides long. RefSeq lists its product as uncharacterized. The record is from RefSeq and is a predicted model, not a curated record. The transcript has a single exon. NCBI's taxonomy places the organism in Eukaryota, Fungi, Basidiomycota, Agaricomycetes, Boletales, Suillaceae. The annotation marks the transcript as partial.
UGCACAGUGUGCCUUGGACGCAACCCCCAUAGAACAAUUGAAUGCUCGGCCACACACACGUGGGAUAGGCAACAUGAAACCUUUGCAGAGCGCAUAAGUAAAGGCCUCUGGUCCAAGGAAGGAAAGCAGUUGUGCACAGCAUGGCAAAGAGAUGAGGGAUGCACCAUGCCCAAGCACGACUCAAGACAUUACUGUUCC